Molecule: messenger RNA, 2856 nt
Organism: Pseudozyma hubeiensis SY62
Lineage: Eukaryota; Fungi; Basidiomycota; Ustilaginomycetes; Ustilaginales; Ustilaginaceae
Product: protease
Exons: 1
Coding region: 1-2856 (951 amino acids)
Biological process (GO): proteolysis
Molecular function (GO): peptidase activity
Source: RefSeq, a predicted model, not a curated record
AUGUCGAAUCAGGGCACCAGCAGUGGUGGCUCAUCGUCCACCGCCGGGGCGACAGGCGCGAGCCGACAGCCAGCAGAUGGCCGCGUGUAUACAUCGUUCCAGAAACGAUUCCCUCGCAUGGCUUUUGUUGCCAACAAGGUCAUCACCUCGCGCACAGGUCGUACCACCGCUCGAGCAUGGUCCUACCGUCGUCCGCUCCUGUUCGGCUUCUUUGCCACAUACACCGCCGUCGGCUACCUCAAGCUUAAGCGCGACGCCUAUCUGCGCGAUCUCAUCCAUCCCGACACCUACCUCGUCUGGAAGGUGUACGAUGGCGCCAUUGUAGAAUCGCGCGGUCCACCCUCGGUGAGCGCGCUCAUCAAUGCUCCCGCUGCCGGUGAAGAGGCACCGCGGGUGAUGGAAAUGUUCGAGGUCAUCCGUGCGCUCAAAUGGGCGCAGGCCGACGACCGUAUCAAGGGCAUCUUUGCCGACUUUAGUGGUCUGCACCUCCCGUCCUCCGUCACUCCCAAUAGACUCGGCUUGGCGCAGAUCGAAGAGCUCAUGCAGGCCAUCCACGAGUUCAAGCAGGCAAAGAAGCAGCAACAUGGUGACAUGGCGCGUCCAUCCAUCGCAUGGGCCGAUACCUUCAACAGCCAGGGCUCGUUCUUGCUCGCUUCUGCCUUCGAUGAGCUGUGGAUGCAGCCCACAGGGUCCAUCCCAUUGACCGGACUGGGAGCACAAAUUCCCUUCUUCAAAAAGGCGCUCGACUACUUUGGCAUCAAGGUGCUCGCCGAGGCUCGACGCGAAUACAAAUCCAUGAUCUCGACGUUCAGCCGCGACGAUUCGCUCCCGGCUCCGCAGGUACAGAACGAAGCAGAGUUGCUCGGCGAGCUCAAUCGCGGACUCGUGCACGCAGUCGCCGUCAACCGCUUCCCCGACGAAGAUCCAGACGUCAUGUCUAGCAAAGUGGAGGCUUGGAUGAAAGAUGGGCCCUUCUCGACUCGGGAGGCCAAGCAGCUAGGUCUCAUAAAUGGUGCUGCCUUCAAGAGGGAUAUCAUCAAGAGGCUCGUCGAUCCAAAGCACGGCGGCAAUGACGAGACCAAGUUCAAGUCGCUUCAUCACUACAACAAGGUCAACGACCGUCAUCUCGACCGGCAACUCACCGAUGACGAAGUCGUCCAGGUCGGUGUUGUCUACUUGCUCGGAGGGAUCAGUUCGGCGCCGGGCGAGUUCUCGACCUCGUCCGUGCUCAAAGGUCUCAAGGAGGCUGGUGAGCACGAAGAUAUCAAGUCGAUCGUGUUACGUAUAGACUCUGGCGGUGGAGAUGUGGUCGCGAGCGAGUCCAUUUGGGAUGCCGUUCGACGUGUACGCGAAGAUUACGGCAAGCCCGUCGUCGCCUCGUUCGGCAAUGCCGCUGCUUCGGGAGGCUACUACGCCGCCAGUGCAGCUGACGCUAUCCUGGCUUGCGAGAACACGGUGACCGGAUCCAUCGGCGUCGCCUCACUUCGUCCGACCAUCACACGCGCAUUCUUCGACAAGUUCAACGUCGGCAUUCAAUCCUUCUUCACCGGCUCCACGUCGCAGUCGACGCUUCACGAGCUUGACGAGGCACAGCGAGCCAAGUCGUCCAAGCACAUCGACGAAAUGUACGACGAUUUCCUUCAGAAGGUUUGCGAUGGACGCGGCAUCUCGCGCGAUGUCAUCGAAAGUUUGGCCGGUGGCAGGGUCAUGACCGGUCUCAGCGCCUGGGCUCGCUGCAACCCCGACGCCGAAGUAGACCAGGUGCAGCUGGGUGACACAACGCCGAAAGCUGACAAGAUUGUAGAGCUCGGCCAAGAUGCGGCUUCGGAAAGGACCGACUCGAUCGAGGGCAAAGAGGACGAGGUAGUGAAAGAGGCUGUCAAGUCGGCUGUGCGCCGUGUCAAAGCAGUCAGCCUAACAAGUCGAUGGAGCACGCGAGAGGUGCCAGCAAGUAGCGGCAACAACACGGUCUUGAUCGAGCGUGUUGGUCCUAAUCACUCGGCCACAGCGACGCCGAGCGAGAUUGGCAGCAACACUUCCAGCGGCGACAGCAACGGUCUCCUCUCGGAACUGAUCGCCAAAGCCGAAGAGGCCUUGUUGGGUCGCUCCGAUACCUGCAGCGCCAACACAUCCAGCAACAACGCGCCCGGCAAACCACUCACCGGACCCGAAAAGCUUAAGAAACGGAUGGAGGAGGAAGAGUCUCGCCUCGCGGUGGCUGCUCACUCUGCUGCCGAAGAGUCGCGCAAAGGCGCUGAGGACACCGACGCUGAGAUCAAGCCCGCCGGCGUCGCUGCCAACGAAUCCGUCGAGGCCAUGGGAGCCAAGCUGGGUCCUUACGGCAAAGGCCUCGUCGACUCGAUCGGUGGUAUUUGGGACUCGGCCUACUACGCCAUGACUCUGGCGCUCCAGGCCGAGAUCGAGUCCAUGGUCACCAAGGACCAUCUCACGCUCGAGCAGGCCACCAACAAGAUUCGACCUGGAGCCGAUCGCGAAGUCACGGAAGAUGGCAUGCUCGCGCUCGCCACCGAUCUGAGGCUGGUACGAUUCCCUGAAGACAAACCCUUCUGGAAGAAGGUACAAGAGCUCAACGCCAAGGGAGAUCAGCCACAGCUAUCGCUGCUCCCGAGGGCCGUCAGCAACACUAUUGCCCUGAUGCUGCAGGAAGCAGGCGAGAGGGCGGCUAGAUCAGCCGUCAGAAUGAUGAUCGCCACAGCAGCCGAUCCAAGUGGCAUUGCAGCCGCGUUUGACGACCCACAGCUGGCCGAGAAGCUACGUGCCAACAACGGGCUCGGCGCGGGCAGGUCCAGGGGACGCGCAAGGGCCGAAUACCCGCUGGCUUCCUUUUUCAGCUAG